Molecule: messenger RNA, 717 nt
Organism: Lucilia cuprina (Australian sheep blowfly)
Lineage: Eukaryota; Metazoa; Arthropoda; Insecta; Diptera; Calliphoridae
Exons: 1
Coding region: 79-555 (158 amino acids)
Cellular component (GO): mitochondrion
Source: RefSeq, a predicted model, not a curated record
UAAAUUUUUUAUUAAAAAAAAGUAAUAUUGUUUUCUUAAAAAAAAAACAUUUCCAAAAUAUCGAAAAAAAUUCCUUAAAUGUCCGCAGUUGCAUUUGCCAUUUGUCAAAGGAACUGUUUUUCAUACUUAUGGAAGAAAUUAUUACCAAAGUCAGUGUAUAUUUACAAAAUAUACAUAAAUCGCUCAUUAUGUUCCAGUAAAAACGAUAUCGAAAAAAAUAAAAGUUACAACGCUCCUCAUCCACCUAAAGACCUCCCAGAAUACAAUAAUACUUCUUGCAUGAAACAUAAAGCCAAAGAGAAAGCUGAUUUUAUACCACCAUCUGUUUUUCGUCGAUUUAGUUCAAAGUGUGAGACGUUGGGAACAGGUGCCGACAAAAGAGCUUGUUAUAAAAAUACAGAAUAUUACUCGUAUCACCGUUACUCCUUUGCAGCCUUGCAGAUGACAUGUCUACUUAUUCGUGAACAGCGAUUGAAGGAGUCAAAUAUACGUUGUAUCUAUGAUUUUGAAGAAAGUGAUGAUGAAAAAUACAGCUGCGAUGAGUAUGAUAUAUGACCGAUGUUGACCUUUGAUGUUAUAGUUUUAUACAUCGUAGAAAUACAAUUUUCUAUAAAAGAGAUGAUUCAGUGCAAAUGACUUAUUUAUUUUUGCAAUUCUUUUAAAUUUGUUAUUAUGAAUAUAAAUGAGUUUUUGAUAUAAAGGAAAUAUACUUAGCAA